AGGCGGAACGGGCCGGCGGGAUGGGGGAGGGGAUUCGGCGUAGCUGGACAGUCCCGGACGUUAUUUAGCGUAAGGGUGCUUCGCGGAGCUCUCCUAGGUUUCGGUGGUUCGAGACCAUACGGGCCUGCCGCCUUAGUUGUUGAACGGCAGGCAGUGCCAGGUCCUGGGGCGCAACGAGAAGAGCCACUCUCAGGCACGUAGGGAUUCGAAAGGUUCUGUCGAGCGUCGAGAGGUUGUGUCGCGCGUAGAGCCCUCUGGGAGUUGUAGUUCCGAAGAUGGAGCACGCCGCACCGUCCCCGGUGCCUAUGGGUCAGUUUUUUGAGACAGGGCCGACAUAUUUCAGGCUGGCCUGGAGUUUGUCAUGGAGUGGAGGAAGUCCUCCUGCCUGCACCUCCUGAAUGCUGGGAGCACAGGCCACAGGCUGAGGUCUUUCAGGCUCUGCAGCGACUGCACAUGACCAUCUACUCCCAGAGUGUCUCACCCUGUGGGAAGUUCCUGGCAGCUGGCAACAAUUAUGGGCAGAUUGCCAUCUUCAGUUUGUCUGCUGCCUUGAGUUCAGAGGCCAAAGAAGAAAGCAAAAAACCCAUGGUGACCUUCCACGCCCACGAUGGGCCUGUCUAUAGCAUGGUCUCCACAGAUCGGCAUCUCCUUAGUGCUGGCGAUGGGGAAGUGAAGGGCUGGCUUUGGGCGGAAAUCCUCAAGAAGGGCUGUAAGGAACUCUGGCGUCGUCAGCCGCCAUACAGGACCAGCCUGGAAGUACCUGAAAUCAACGCUUUGCUGCUUGUCCCCAAGGAGAAUUCACUGAUUCUAGCCGGGGGAGAUUGCCAGCUGCACACUAUGGACCUGGAAACUGGGACCUUCACACGGGCCCUUCGGGGCCACACAGACUACAUCCACUGCCUGGCACUGAGGGACCGCAGCCCUGAGGUGCUGUCUGGUGGUGAGGAUGGAGCCGUGAGGCUUUGGGAUCUCCGUAUAGCCAAAGAGGUUCAGACCAUUGAAGUCUAUAAGCAUGAGGAGUGCUCGAGGCCCCACAAUGGGCGCUGGAUUGGAUGUUUGGCUACUGACUCAGACUGGAUGGUCUGUGGAGGCGGCCCAGCUCUCACCCUCUGGCACCUCAGGUCCUCCACGCCCACCACUGUCUUUCCCAUUCGGGCACCGCAGAAGCAUGUCACCUUCUACCAGGACCUGAUCCUGUCUGCUGGCCAGGGCUCUUGUGUCAACCACUGGCAGCUGAGUGGGGAGCUUAAGGCCCAGGUGCCUGCUUCUUCCCCAGGGCUGCUCAGCCUAAGCCUCAACCAGCAGCCAGCAGCCCCAGAGUGCAAGGUCCUGACUGCUUCAGGCAACAGCUGUCGAGUGGAUGUCUUCACCAACCUGGGCUACCGUGCCUUCUCCAUGUCCUUCUGACAUCAGGAUCCUCCAUCUCAGGAGCUGGAGUUCACUGUGUUUUGGGAUAGGAGUUGCCUUAUGUUAGCCCAGGCUGGCCUGGAACUCACUUUGUGGCUCAGUUUGGUCUCAGACCUUGAGCAGUUGAUAGAACAUUGCGGAAGUGCUGAGAUUUGGGCCCGUGAGCCACGGUGCUCAGCUUUUUUUUUUUCUGUCAAAAUAAAGUUUUAGGCUUUUCUUGUUUGCAUUUUCUACCCAAGAAUGGAGACCAA
Molecule: messenger RNA, 1658 nt
Organism: Chionomys nivalis (European snow vole)
Lineage: Eukaryota; Metazoa; Chordata; Mammalia; Rodentia; Cricetidae
Gene: Thoc6
Product: THO complex subunit 6
Exons: 14
Coding region: 454-1407 (317 amino acids)
Biological process (GO): mRNA export from nucleus
Cellular component (GO): transcription export complex; THO complex
Molecular function (GO): protein binding
Source: RefSeq, a predicted model, not a curated record